This is a messenger RNA of Williopsis jadinii, 378 nucleotides long. Its product is annotated as MGMT family protein. The transcript has a single exon. The coding region runs from base 1 to 378 and encodes 125 amino acids. NCBI's taxonomy places the organism in Eukaryota, Fungi, Ascomycota, Saccharomycetes, Phaffomycetales, Wickerhamomycetaceae. Gene Ontology annotation, biological process: DNA repair. Gene Ontology annotation, molecular function: catalytic activity. The record is from RefSeq and is a predicted model, not a curated record.
AUGUCCAGAGAAGAUGAGGCGAGAGCAUUCCAUUAUGCGGUAUACGAUAUGGUUCAAUCCAUACCCUAUGGCAAAGUAACUUCAUAUGGCCAUAUAGCCAAGUUGGUCUAUAAACCGAGAAACUCCAGGCAUGUAGGGCAAGCGCUGAAAUCUUUACCAUCGGAGGGAGUUGUAAAGGAUUAUCCGUAUUCACAAGAAAACGUUCCAUGGUGGCGUGUUAUAUCGAGCUCGGGUGUAAUCAGUGUUAGAGACCGUGAUGCAAUGCAACGGCAAGCGACGAUGCUAAGGAGAGAAGGCGUUGAAGUUGGUGAAGGUAAUUACAAGAUAAGUCUCGUAGAUUAUGGAUGGUUUCCGGAAACUGAAUUUGAUGACUACUGA